Molecule: messenger RNA, 1249 nt
Organism: Emiliania huxleyi CCMP1516
Lineage: Eukaryota; Haptophyta; Isochrysidales; Noelaerhabdaceae
Exons: 8
Coding region: 7-1098 (363 amino acids)
Biological process (GO): mannosyl-inositol phosphorylceramide biosynthetic process
Molecular function (GO): mannosyltransferase activity
Source: RefSeq, a predicted model, not a curated record
UAGAAUAUGCCGCGCGACGCUUGCAUCGACAGCGGCGGCGCCCUUCCGAGCCCGCCGCACGUGUUCUCGCCGCCGCACGCAGUCGACGCGCACCUGAGACGCCUCGGAUCCAGCCCCAACCUCCUCGAGCUCGAGUAUGAGGAGUGGAUUCGCCGUGCACACAGCCUCAUCGUGCCGCCGACGCUGCACCAGUCGUGGCAGGCGUGUGGUCCACUGCUGCCAGAUCACGCGCGUUGGCGCGCACGGUGUGCUCGCGUGCUUCCCGCAAAUUGGACCCUCUUCCUCUGGUCCGACGACGCUAAUCGGCGCCUCGUUCAAACAUUCUUUCCCUCCUUCCUCUCCACUUACGACGGGUACGACUCUCAUAUCAAGCGCGUUGAUGCCGCCCGCUACUUUUACCUCUACCUCUUCGGCGGCGUGUACAUUGACCUGGACGUGCAUUGCCUCCGCCCGUUCGAGGCGCUGCCGCUCACCAACGGCGUGGCCGCCUUUGGCCACCUCGAGAAGAAGGACCUUCUGUUCGACCGCUGCUGCAGGCGUGACAUUGGCUCCUGCGCCAAUGCGACAUGUGUGCGACGCCGGUCGGAGGCCGUCCCCAACGCGUUUAUGGCGGCUCCUCCGCGCCAUCCCCUGUUUGCGGCCCUCAUACUGGACCUGAGCUCGGCCAAGGACGUGACAUACAAGAACAGGUCGUCUCCGCUCGCCGCCACCGGCCCCAUCUACCUCGCCAAUCGGCUCUACGAGUGGGCGAGGAGGAGCAGAAAGCGCCACGUGCAUAUCCACGAGGCCGGCCGCAUCUAUGGCAGUCCAUGGCUUGAGACCGGCACCCAUCGCUUUCCGCGCGCGCACCCGUGCUCCUUCGACGCCCCGCGCGCCCGGAUUGCGCGGCUGGAGGCUCUCAAGUGCAAUGCGAGCCAACGGUUCUACUCAGCGGCGCGGUGCGCCGAGGUGCGCUCGUGGCCACAGGUUGUCGAGAACGACGAGCGGCUGAUUGACGCGCGACCUGACCUGCCCGAGAGACUGGCGUGCGCGCGGAAGCUCAAUGGCUCGAUCACCUCCUCCUUCUGGACGGCGAGCUGGAUUCAGAACCAAAAGUAAAAGACUAGUAUGGUGUUGGUGUUCCAUGCGUUCUGUCUUCUUUCGCUUCAUCUGUUGUGAGAGCGAGAGAGUGUGGAGUUCGUCCAUUUCGCGUUUGGUUCGGUGAGCUUUCAAGCAGCUUUGCGAUUGCGUAUGAUCCGUAUGUAUUGUC